Molecule: messenger RNA, 1214 nt
Organism: Rhea pennata
Lineage: Eukaryota; Metazoa; Chordata; Aves; Rheiformes; Rheidae
Gene: RAB15
Product: RAB15, member RAS oncogene family
Exons: 7
Coding region: 31-672 (213 amino acids)
Biological process (GO): Rab protein signal transduction
Molecular function (GO): GTP binding; GTPase activity
Source: RefSeq, a predicted model, not a curated record
GGCGCGGAGCCCCCGCAGCCGCGGCCCGCCAUGGCCAAGCAGUACGACGUGCUCUUCCGCCUGCUGCUGCUCGGCGACUCGGGCGUGGGCAAGACCUGCCUGCUCUGCCGCUUCACCGACAACGAGUUCCACCCCGCGCACAUCUCCACCAUCGGGGUUGACUUCAAGAUGAAGACCAUAGAAGUGGACGGCAUCAAGGUGCGGAUACAGAUCUGGGAUACGGCGGGCCAGGAGAGGUACCAGACCAUCACCAAGCAGUACUACCGGCGAGCACAGGGCAUCUUCCUGGUAUACGACAUCAGCAGUGAGCGCUCCUACCAGCACAUCAUGAAGUGGGCCAGCGAUGUGGAUGAGUACGCACCAGACGGGGUCCAGAAAAUCCUCAUCGGGAAUAAGGCGGAUGAGGAGCACAAGAGGCAAGUGGCCAAAGAGCAAGGCCUGCAGCUGGCCCGGGAGUACGGUAUGGACUUCUACGAAACAAGUGCCUGCAGCAACUUGAACAUCAAGGAGUCCUUCACACGACUGACGGAGCUGGUACUGCAGGCACACCGCAAGGAGCUGGCAGGGCUCCGUGCCACCACGGCACCUGGCGUCCCCGACUUGGCCCAGCUGGAGGAGGACGAGUACAAGCCCUCAGGCGCUGAGGACAGUCCCAAAGCCUGUUGGUGUUGAAGCUUUGCCGCGGUGCUCCCACUUGCCCCCAACUCACAGUGUGGCCCCGUUGGCGUGUGUCUUCCCCAGGCCCACGGUGGAGACUGGGUGCCUGGGUACCUGACCAGAAUGCCCGGGAGGGUCUCAGGGCUGCAUGCAGAGGAGCACUUGAGAAGGGCAGUGGGCGCUGGUGGUGCUGGGGCUGGGCACUGCACUCACACUGAGUGGGCACUGGUGAGGAAGUGCCUCUGCGCUGCCUUGCUUCCCUCCCAGGGCAGCAGACGCAGGGUCCUGGACACCCUCCACACCCUUGGCAAGGGCAGCCCUUUCCAGGCUGGCCCGUGCUCCCCUCUGCCAGAGCCCAGAGCCCACCUUGCCCUCUCGCUCACCCACUGUGUCCCUUUCAUGUGUGCAUGUGUGUCACGGGCACGCUUUGCACACCCCCGUGCCCGCCCUGUGCUCUGUCCUGUGCCCACUGCCCCUCCUGCCCCAUUCCUGCCCAGGCCCUCCUCCCAGUUUUACAUAUAUGGUUUCCAGAAUAAAGGUGAUGCUGUAGCGCCUCA